Dentiscutata erythropus is the source of this 693-nucleotide messenger RNA. Lineage: Eukaryota; Fungi; Glomeromycota; Glomeromycetes; Diversisporales; Gigasporaceae. The record is from the annotation of a GenBank genome assembly.
UUACUAAAACAACACGAAAUCGCCCAUAGUAAUGUUAGGAAAUUUCAAAAACAACAGAAAGCACGACAUGCUACAAAAUUUACAAAAAUAAUUCGAUACCAACCUGGACCAUUUAAAGUACACAAAUGUUUGGAUAAAAGAGCUUAUGUGCUACAUAAUCAAUUUGGACAAUCUCUAAAAGAAGUAGUACAUGCUGAUCAACUCAAACCUUAUUUAUCACGACUUGAACCCCUAAAAAUUACAAAUUUUACCAUGGAUAAUCAACAAGUAGCCCUAUUAAAACUUGACCUAAUUAUGGUUGGAUUAUAUCCUAUUCAGCCUAUUGAAUAUCCGUAUCUACCUAAUGAAACUUGGUAUGAAGCUAUGAUUAAAGUCUACAAUGCCACUCAACGAGCUUCGCAACAAAAACAACGAAUUAAUGCAUUAGUAUAUGCAUUUUACAUGGGAAAACUUAUUGAAUCGUCUGUUACUCCUCGUACUAAAUGGAUGGAAUUUGUCCGUCAAAAGUUUAUUUUAAAUGAGAAGUUUAUUUAUAAUGGAGUAACCCGAGUAUAUCAACUAUUCUUGACAAAUCCUGAUCAAAUUUAUUAUACUCAAGAAAUAACAUUUAGAAAAAUUGCUCAUUUAAAUAAUCGACAAUUUAAAGAGAUGUGUGAGUUUAAGGAAAGUUCCAAAAGGAACUUUGAAAUUUAG